AUGAGCCGAGACGAUGAAUACGAUUAUCUUUUCAAAGUUGUUCUAAUUGGUGACUCCGGUGUUGGAAAGACCAAUCUUCUCGGACGAUUCACGCGAAAUGAGUUCAACCUCGAAUCCAAGAGUACCAUUGGUGUCGAAUUUGCUACUCGUAGUAUUCAAGUUGAUAACAAAGUGAUUAAGGCACAGAUUUGGGAUACUGCCGGUCAGGAACGGUAUCGUGCGAUCACCAGCGCAUACUAUCGCGGCGCAGUGGGGGCGUUGUUGGUGUAUGAUAUCUCAAAGCACUCGACCUACGAAAGCGUCGGACGUUGGCUGAAAGAACUUCGGGACCAUGCUGAUUCAAAUAUCGUGAUUAUGCUGGUCGGCAACAAGAGCGAUUUGCGCCACUUGCGAGCUGUACCCACUGAUGAAGCCAAGCAGUUUGCAGCUGAGAAUGGUUUAUCGUUUAUUGAGACUUCGGCAUUGGACGCAACCAACGUUGAGUUAUCGUUCCAAAGAAUUUUGACAGAAAUCUACCGGAUUGUAUCCAACAAAGCACUGGAAUCGUCGAACAAUGCCAUCAAGCCUACAGGCGGUCAAACUAUUCUGGUAUCACAGACACCCGAUGAGCAGAAACAGGGUGGAUGCUGCUAAAAAAAGGAAACGAGUGAAGAGCAAAAAGAAACAAGAGAGGCCAGUUUUUAAUUGGAUAAGCUCGUCCAGUUUGUGGCCCGAGAUGGUUGUGAAUAUUCCAUUGAUGGGGACCUGUAAAAAGAAAUGGGCGUUUAUAAUACAUUUACAAAGUAGUGUACAGUGUGCCGUGUCAGUUGGCUAUAAAGCAAAACUUAAAUAACUCAUUAAAAACCUAAAGAUGUGCUAUUUCUUUUGCUGUUGU
Messenger RNA from Zychaea mexicana, 874 nucleotides. RefSeq names its product rab11 protein. The record is from RefSeq and is a predicted model, not a curated record. Gene Ontology annotation, molecular function: GTPase activity; GTP binding. Gene Ontology annotation, cellular component: recycling endosome. Bases 1 to 633 code for a protein of 210 amino acids. Gene Ontology annotation, biological process: exocytosis. The transcript is spliced from 7 exons. NCBI's taxonomy places the organism in Eukaryota, Fungi, Mucoromycota, Mucoromycetes, Mucorales, Lichtheimiaceae.